Messenger RNA from Scaptodrosophila lebanonensis, 1240 nucleotides. RefSeq lists its product as uncharacterized. The coding region runs from base 183 to 1091 and encodes 302 amino acids. NCBI's taxonomy places the organism in Eukaryota, Metazoa, Arthropoda, Insecta, Diptera, Drosophilidae. Gene Ontology annotation, molecular function: acyltransferase activity, transferring groups other than amino-acyl groups. The record is from RefSeq and is a predicted model, not a curated record. The transcript is spliced from 2 exons.
UGGGCUGCACCUCCUCAAGACGUAUUACCGUCACACAAACGGCGUCUAGCAGCCGCACAAUCACGAACACGAUCGCUCCGCAACAACAGUAACACGAUCAGGGUCAGGAUCACAAAGAGCUACUUAAAAUCAACUAUAAUUGAAAGUAAAACACAAAUAGAGGUGGCACGAGUAAUACGAGUAUGGGCACGCAGAAGGAGGACAUUCUUCGCCAGCUAAGCGAUGCCGAAGUGGACGAGCUGUUGCAGCUCUAUCUGAAGAGAUACGGUCCGCUACACUUUCACUAUCUGCUGAUUUAUAAUCAACGGAAAUGGGAUCAACAGCUGAGCCGUGCUGGCAUUUCUCUGGAGGAUGCGGCCUAUAUUUCAAUGCGCAAGCGCUUCUACACUCAUCGCAAUGGCGACUUUCGUCGCUAUGGCACCUAUGUAAGUCUUCACCACGAUCUGGUGCAAAGUAUCUCGUUCUAUAGCUGGCAGGCGGAGAAACCGACAGAACUAUACGAGUGCCUGGAGCAAACGCAACGCAUCGAAUGGCAUCGUGGUGCGCUCUUGACCAAUGUGGAUUUGGGCUUUUGCGCACGCGUCAAGGAAAUCGCUGUGGAACGUGGAGCGGCUGGUAUCUUAAAUGCUCGACAGUGCUACGGGAUGAUCCUCCCUCAUGCGCAGGCCUUGAAAGCGCGUGUGCCCGACUUACCGUCGGACUUUGAGCUGCGCACUCUGUGUGAGGAGGAUGCACCCUUGGUACACUCGGUGUGGCCGAAUUCGGGUGAGGGCUCGUUGGAUUAUAUACGGGCGCUAAUCAAAUUCAACAAGAGCCUGGGUGCUUGUCGCAGUGAUACGGGCGAAUUGGUAGCCUGGAUAUUUCAAAACGAUUUCUCCGGAUUGGGGCUAUUGCAGGUUCUGCCAAAGGUUGAAAGACGGGGUCUAGGCGGACUGUUGGCCGCUGCCAUGAGCAAAACUAUUGCCAAGUGUGAAGAGGUUACUCUGACUGCUUGGAUUGUAAGCCACAAUUGGCGUUCAGAGGCUCUUUUACGCCGAAUUGGCUACGAAAAGGGUGAGGUCAAUGAAUGGAUUAAGCUGGCACCUGCUUAACAAACACAACCCGGGACCCACGAAAUAUUUAAUCGUACCAGGCCAGAUGAGGUUCGUUGCAAUUACAUAACUUAAAUUAAACUCUUUGGAUAUAGUGUUCUUUCUGUUUACAUUAUGCCUAUGUACAUGGUCAACAAUUUUAUUGCGCA